AUGAAACUGGAAAAUUUUAAGCAAAUAACUGAAGAAUAUGGUCAAUUCAUUCCAAUUGAAGUUAUUUUGGACAGAAGAGUUUACUAUGAGAGGCAUAAGGUUUUAAAGGAAUAUUCUGAAGUAAAGGCUAACGAAGGUUCUACAAAUAUAAGUGGUGGACCAAUAGAGAACAGAAUAGGAAUUGAUUCCACAAUUUCAAAAGGAAAAUCUAAUUCUUAUCAACAUUACCUUAUAAUUCAUCGCAUUCAAAAAAACUUUAAAGAAAGAAAAUGCAAAUUGAAAAUUGGAUGGAUGGUUAUUGGCUAUGAUACCAAUUUAGAUUUUUUACUUACAGAUUUCAAUGUUCAACUAAAAAUUAUCGAAAAUGAUUUUAACCCAUCAUCUAAUACAAAGUUCAAGUAUUAUAGAGAAUUAUUAAAUAUUGAUCGUAAUUUAUUAGACAGAAACGCUUCUUGUAUUGGUAUUCUUAUGCUUAAGACAUUGGAUUCUUCAAAUAAUUCACUUAUUAUCGGACAAUAA
Messenger RNA from Funneliformis geosporum, 519 nucleotides. Lineage: Eukaryota; Fungi; Glomeromycota; Glomeromycetes; Glomerales; Glomeraceae. The record is from the annotation of a GenBank genome assembly.